This is a messenger RNA of Xenopus tropicalis (tropical clawed frog), 1509 nucleotides long. It is a transcript of the gene not, whose product is annotated as notochord homeobox. Gene Ontology annotation, cellular component: nucleus. The record is from RefSeq and is marked provisional. Gene Ontology annotation, biological process: notochord formation; regulation of DNA-templated transcription. Lineage: Eukaryota; Metazoa; Chordata; Amphibia; Anura; Pipidae. Gene Ontology annotation, molecular function: DNA binding; DNA-binding transcription factor activity, RNA polymerase II-specific.
AGCGGAAACAUGUUACACAGCCCUGUCUUUCCUGCAUUUGGGCACCACUUGGCAGAGCACCCCGCCAUGUCCAUCUCCUCGGAGCUGCCCAGGACCCCAAAAGCUUCUUUCAACAUUGACUCCAUUCUCUCCAGGGCUGACAGACCGGUCCCCAAAGUCUCCAUGGAGAUGCCCAGUUGGCAGCCCCCCUCUCCCCCAUCUGUGCCCUACCGCUACUCUUAUGGCAUGAUGCCCUACCCACCCGUGUGGCUCAUCAAACCCACAGUGGGAUACCCCAGCAUGGCACAACAGCAGCCAAUGAGGAUGCCCAGGGGAGAAUGCCCAUGCCCGGACCCUGCCUGUAAAGAGAGAGGUUUACCCUACUCCCAUUGCCCAAAUGGUUCCAUGAACCCUCUUUCAUGGAGGACAGGGCCCUGCAAGAUGAAGAGAAUCCGCACAGUGUUCACCCCAGAGCAGCUGGAGAGGCUGGAGAAAGAGUUUCUCAAACAGCAAUACAUGGUUGGCACUGAAAGGGUGGAUCUGGCAUCGACACUGAACCUCACAGAGACACAGGUUAAAGUUUGGUUCCAGAACCGACGCAUCAAGUGGCGGAAGCAGAGUCUGGAGCAGAAGAAAGCCAAGCUGUCCCAGUUUGGGGUGAUCCCUGCAGACAGCUCAGAUCACACUGAUGACAGCAGGGAGACCGAGGAGGAUGAGGAUGAUGUGGAUGUUGAACUGUAGGGCCCCACUGAACAUACACUAGCUGAAUUCAUCUUGGGUAGCUCCACAAAGAACCACCCCCCAAAAAAAGAGCACUACAGUGAAGGAGAUGGUAUUGGACUUCACCAAAUACUUAAAGACUGAACAUCCAAAAUCCCUCUCUGCAUCUCUGAAUUUCUAAUGGGCAGUAAUGGUCGGCUUUACUUGCCCUUUACGCCCUCCUGCCUCCUUAAUACUGAAAAACCUUACAAGGCACUGAGCCAGCACUUUGGGUGUAUUGGAUUAUGGACUGGGGAGAAACGGAUGAUACUGCAUGGACAAUCCAUAGGUGCUGUACCUGGGGUUGGUCGAUGGGUGGGUAAUAAGACUGGGGUGCCCCACUCCUGCCCUUGCAAUCUCUGCCUCUUUAACCAAAUGUUGGGUGCUGUGAUCGCCCAGGUUGGAAACUUAAAUGUACUUUUUGCCUUAAUAUUUAUAGUAACUGUGUUACUUCCACAGUCCUGAUGCCUUGCCCUGCGCCUCCCACUAGAUACGGUGGGCUAGCCCUCACCCCUUCCUGCUGCCAGUGGGGGUGCCCAGCAACAUUGGCCCCUGAUGGUUGAUAAGUGACUGAUUUCUGUGUGUAUAUAUAUAUAUAUGUGUCAGGGUAAUGGGCCCCGGCGCCGUGUGGAUGAGUCUGGCAGCGCUCAGGAUAAUGAUUAUAUGACUGUACAUGAUUGUAUUAUUUAUACUGCUGCACGCUGUGUGUCACUGUGACUUAUUUAUUGGAUCUGCUUUUUAUAUAAAGAUUUUUUUCUAUUUUACAUAAAA